UCGCCCCUGGCAGCCAUGUGGUGUACUGACCUGACGGUGGUGAAGCGGACAUAAAGCGGACAAAGCGGUGGGAAUUUACUGAAAGCCUUUAUUCCUUAUUUCGCCACUUCAGCACAGCUGUUGUUGUUCCCCACGUCGUGAGUUUGGAGGUCACGCAUUUCCGGUCUAGCGUGGAGCUCUACAGCUGCAGCGGUCUGCAGACCCUUCUCCAAGAACACGACCCAUAGCUCCAAUCAAGGCAUUGCGCUACAAGUGUUCCCGAGAGUUGCAGCGCUGCAUCCCACAAAGGAAGAGGAGUAUUUCAACAUGAGUUUAGACGAUGGUGACUUGGAGAACCAGGCUGAGCUGGAAGAGAAGACGAGGCUGAUCAACCAGGUGUUGGAGCUUCAACACACUUUAGAGGACCUGUCUGCUCGGGUGGAUUCUGUCAAAGAGGAGAACCUGAAGCUGAAGUCGGAGAACCAGGUUCUUGGUCAGUACAUUGAGAACCUUAUGUCUGCCUCCAAUGUCUUCCAGACCACUGACACCAAGAGCAAACGAAAGUAGGGAGAACAUCAAGAGCCUUGACCUAGAACUCCCCCACAGGAUAUCCUCAACCUGAACCCAACACCUGAUCCUAAAGCAUUCUGGAUGGCUGGACUCUGUUAUCAACAUUAGGGACCCUUAGUGCUAAAGAAUAAAACAAGUUCAGUUUGUCACAACGUUCAUCUGUACAGAAGGUGGCAGUUUUUUGUCUAAUCCAAAUGUAAACAACACAAAAAAGAAAUCCAAAACUGGAGCCUAUUUGUUUUUUUGCAGGAAAAUCAGACUGAAAACAAAAGACCAACCUGUUUAUGAAGCUCGUCCACUCAGCAGAUAUGCACCACAGGAUUUAGAUAUUUAGCUGUGAUAACUAUAACCCUCCUGUGUGUGUGUGUGUGCAUGACGACAGCCAUGCAGACCAAUUUGAUGCAGUGUGCGGUGUAUAGUCUGAGCACUGACAGGCUGACCCCCCCACCCCUUCAACCUCUGCAGCAAUGCUGGCAGCACUCAUCCGUCUUUUGUCCAAAGACAACCUCUGGAUAUGACGCUGAGCACGUGCACCCAACUUCUUUGGUCGACCAUGGCGAGGCCUGUUCCGAGUGGAACCUGUCCUGUUAAACCGCUCUAUGGUCUUGGCCAACGUGCUGCAGCUAAGUUUCAGGGUGUUGGCAAUCUUCUUAUAGCCUAGGCCAUCUUUAUGUAGAGCAACAAUUAUUUUUGUCAGAUUCUCAUAGAGUUCUUUGCCAUGAGGUGCCAUGUUGAACUUCCAGUGACCAGUAUGAGAGAGUGUGAGAGCGAUAACACCAAAUUUAACACACCUGCUCCCCAUUCACACCUGAGACCUUGUAACACUAAGGAGUCACAUGACACCGGGGAGGGGAAAUGGUUAAUUGGGCCCAAUUUGGACAUUUUCACUUAGGGGUGUACUCCCUUUUGUUGCCAGCGGUUUAGACAUUAAUGGCUGUGUGUUGAGUUAUUUUGAGGGGACAGUAAAUUUACACUGUAAUACAAGCUGUACACUGACUACUUUACAUUGUAGCAAAGUGUUAUUUCUUCAGUGUUGUCCCAUGAAAAUAUAUAAUAAAAUAUUUACAAAAAUG
Scophthalmus maximus (turbot) is the source of this 1622-nucleotide messenger RNA. RefSeq names its product short coiled-coil protein B-like. NCBI's taxonomy places the organism in Eukaryota, Metazoa, Chordata, Actinopteri, Pleuronectiformes, Scophthalmidae. The transcript has 5 exons. Gene Ontology annotation, cellular component: trans-Golgi network. Bases 307 to 546 code for a protein of 79 amino acids. The record is from RefSeq and is a predicted model, not a curated record.